Hyaloscypha bicolor E is the source of this 2646-nucleotide messenger RNA. Its product is annotated as glycoside hydrolase family 3 protein. Gene Ontology annotation, molecular function: beta-glucosidase activity. The transcript is spliced from 7 exons. The record is from RefSeq and is a predicted model, not a curated record. Lineage: Eukaryota; Fungi; Ascomycota; Leotiomycetes; Helotiales; Hyaloscyphaceae. The coding region runs from base 1 to 2646 and encodes 881 amino acids. Gene Ontology annotation, biological process: glucan catabolic process.
AUGGCUUCCAGGACGAUAUCGUCGGAUUCGACGGACAGUGUCUUCGACGAAGAUCGUUCUAGCGCAGACACAGGUACUCCGCCAAGCUCGGAACUUUCACCACCAGACAGCCCAACUAGCAAGAGUCUGACUCUGACUCAAACGGACGAUAAGAGAGCAGAUGCCAGGGAAUUGGCUGCGUCACUGUCGUUGGAGGAACAGGUCUCUCUAUUAACGGCAGCCGAUUUUUGGAGGUCGAAGUCGAUUCCAGAGAAAGGAAUACCGGCUUUCAAGACCAGCGAUGGCCCGAACGGCGCUCGUGGGGCAAUAUUCAAGGCGGGGACAAAGGCCGCCCUGUUUCCUUGCGGGGUCUCCUUAGCCGCAACUUGGAACAAGAACAUCCUCUUUAGUGUCGGUCAGCAUCUCGCAGAUGAAGCAAAAGCAAGGUCAGCUCAAGUACUAUUGGCACCAACCGUUUGCUUGCACCGUGGACCCCUUGGUGGACGAAACUUCGAAUCAUUCUCAGAGGAUCCAUAUUUGACUGGAAAGCUUGCUGCGUCAUAUAUCAAUGGCCUACAAGGAAAAGGUGUUGCUGCAACGAUCAAACACUUUGUCGGGAAUGAACAAGAAACGGAAAGAUUCCAUAUCGACUCGAUAAUUCAAGAGCGUCCCCUUCGUGAACUGUAUCUCCGACCGUUUGAGAUCGCAAUUCGGGAAGCAAAUCCAUGGGCUGUGAUGUCGUCUUACAAUUUGGUUAAUGGCGUCCAUGCAGAUAUGAACGAGCAUACAUUGAAAGACAUAUUACGAAAAGAAUGGCAAUACGAUGGAAUGGUAAUGUCUGAUUGGGGCGGAGUCAAUUCAUCCGUGGAAGCUAUAGAGGCAGGGUGUGAUAUUGAGAUGCCAGUAGGAACAAAAUGGCGUGGAGCCGAAACUUUGAAAGCUGUUACAAAAGGCGAGAUAAGCAGGCAGGCUAUCGAGAAAGCUGCUGCGAAUAUACUAUACUUUGUCGAGCGGACGAAAGGGAAUAAUUUGUCGCCUGAGCCAGCGGAGCGAGAAGAUGAUCGAGAAGAGACCCGUCAAUUGAUUCGAAAGGCAGGAGUUGAAGGUUUGGCUCUACUGAAGAACGCUGGAAACCUUCUGCCAAUCAAGCCGUCUCAGAAAAAGAUUGCUGUUAUCGGGCCCAAUGCCAAUCGAGCAAUAGCUGGUGGUGGGGGAAGCGCCAGUCUCAACCCCUAUUACAGCACCCUUCCCUUGGAAAGUAUCAAGGCAGUCCCUGGAACGCAGGUACAAUAUGCUCCCGGGUGCCAUACAUAUAAAUGGCUGCCACUAGCCGCCGAUUAUUGCACGACUUGCACAGGGGGGAAAGGCGUCGCUUUGGAAUUCUGGAUUGGAGACAAAUUCGAGGGGGAACCAACGGUACGCCAGAUAAGGACAAAUACUGAUCUCUUCAUGUGGGAUUCCGUGCCGCUUGAAGUGGGCAAAGUAUGGUCUUGUCGUGCAAAGACAUUCUUGACACCAAGAGCCACCGGCCUACAUACAAUAAGUUUCUCGAGUGUUGGGGCUGGCAGACUUUUCGUCAACGGCAAGUUGAAGGUUGACGUUUGGAAUUGGACAGAAAAGGGCGAGGCCAUGUUUGGAGACUCUCAACAAAUUCUUUUUGACGUUCAACUAGAGGCCGGAAAGCCCAUUGAAUUGCUCGCCGAGAUGACUAACGAGGUGCGACCAAUGCGAAGGCAAAAAUUGGAAGGUAAAACACACGAGUAUGGCGGAGUACGGAUAGGCUACAAGGAGGAGGAUAAGAAGGACUACCUGAAGGAAGCCGUGGACGCCGCAAAAGCUUCAGAUGUUGCGAUCGUGAUCGUGGGAUUGGAUGGAGAAUGGGAGUCAGAAGGUUACGAUCGAAAGACGAUGGAUCUGCCAAAAGAUGGUAGUCAAGAUCGUCUCAUCGAUGCGGUCCUGGAAGCAAACCCAAGAACGAUCGUAGUCAAUCAAUCUGGAUCGCCAGUAACGAUGCCUUGGGCAGAUCGCGUUCCUGCAAUUAUCCAAGGAUGGUACCAAGGGCAAGAAGCUGGAAAUGCCUUGGCUGACGUUCUCUUUGGGUUCAAGAACCCGAGCGGAAAGCUUCCAACCACAUUUCCAAGGAGGCUCGAAGAUAACCCAACAUUCCGCAACUGGCCUGGUGAGAACAUGAAAGUGGUCUAUGGCGAAGGAAUCUACAUUGGAUACCGCCACUAUGAGAGCAUGAAGAUUGCACCUCUCUUCCCCUUUGGCCAUGGCCUUUCUUACACAACCUUCACAUACGGCAAACCGACAAUUAGCAGCAACAUUCUCUUCGAGCCCGACAGGAUCACCGUCACAAUUCCAAUCACAAACAGUGGAUCCAUGGAAGGUGCUGAAAUCGUCCAAGGAUACAUCCACGACGAGAAGUCUCGAUUGCCACGACCGGAGAAGGAGCUGCAAGCUUUCGACAAGGUGUUCUUGAAGCCAGGAGAGACCAAGAAUGCCACCUUGACUUUGGACAAGUAUUCUGUUGGAUACUAUGAUACAGAGAUACCAGCAUGGAUCGCCGAAGAGGGUGUUUUCAUUGUACUCGUUGGGGCUUCCUCUGCAGAUAUCAGAGCAGAAACCUCAUUCGAAGUUAAGAAGUCGUUUACUUGGGUUGUUUAA